Messenger RNA from Bipolaris sorokiniana ND90Pr, 1650 nucleotides. RefSeq lists its product as uncharacterized. Lineage: Eukaryota; Fungi; Ascomycota; Dothideomycetes; Pleosporales; Pleosporaceae. The record is from RefSeq and is a predicted model, not a curated record. Gene Ontology annotation, molecular function: transmembrane transporter activity. Gene Ontology annotation, biological process: transmembrane transport. Bases 1 to 1650 code for a protein of 549 amino acids. The transcript is spliced from 2 exons.
AUGCGGCGCCGCAGCAAUGCGCACAGCGAAGAAGAAGUUAUUCCCGGCACGCGACGACUAUACGAGAGCGGCCAAACCCUACCCGAAGACUCGUCGCUAGAGAAGUCGGGCAAUAUCCUCCUUGUGCCUCAGCCCACGAAUUCGCCCAACGAUCCGCUGCGCUGGUCCUUGUGGCGCAAGGUCUGGCACUCGCUCCUCGUCCUGUAUAUGGUUGGCUUCACCGCGGCAACCUCGAAUAACGCGGGAUCCGGCUCAGACGGUGUGAAUGAAGAGUAUGGCAUUAGCUAUGAUGUCUUCAACACUGGCGCUGGCGUGCUCUUCAUUGGUAUCGGCUAUUGGGCUCUUUUGAGCUCUCCUCUUGUGCAUUUGUACGGGCGGAGGUUGGGCUAUCUUGCCUCGCUCGUGCUCAACAUCGGCGGCCUUAUCUGGUAUGCGCGCAUUGACAGCGUCUCCGGUGUGGUGUGGAGUCAAUUGUUCGUCGGAGCUGCCGAGUCGGUCGGCGAAGCUACUGCGCAACUAUCGCUUCUUGAUAUCUGGUUUGAGCAUCAGACUGGUAGUGUGCUUGGAAUGUACACAUUUGCGACGGCCAUUGGCACCUAUCUUGGCCCUCUAAUCGGUGCCUACGUAUCUGAUGGACUUGGCUGGCGUUGGAUCGGCUACCUUGGUGCCAUCAUUUGCGGUGGCAGCCUUGUCGUUUUUUACUUUGGCUUAGAAGAGACGGAAUUUUCACGCGAUCGUUACCUCGCUGGUAAUAACGACCCUAUCAUCCUCGACGCCGAACAGCCUGUCGGUAAAAGCUCUCCAGACGAUACCAACGGCGAGAAGACAGUGUGCGAGUCCAACCCGGAGACUGCGCUUUCUGUGGAUCGGAAAAAGACUUAUUGGGAGCGUAUCCGCGUCAUCACUCCGGCACCGAACCUGCGCGGAACAGGUUUCAAGCAGUAUCUCAAUCGUCUGUGGCACACCCUCGGCGUUUUCACUUUCCCUGCUGUGUGGUAUGCCGGACUGCAAUGGGGCUUCCAGCAGUCUUGCUUGACCUUUUAUCUCACUCUACAAGAGGACACAUGGUCUGGCGAACCUUGGAAUUACGGGUCCGUUGCGGUGGGCAAUAUGAACAUCCCCACGCUGAUUGGCAGUCUUAUUGGCUGCGCUUAUGGAGGAUACGGGAGCGAUGCAUUCAUGCAGUGGAUGAUCAGGCGCAACAAAGGCGUUAUGGAGGCUGAAUACCGGCUGUAUCUGAUGGCACUUUGCACCUUGAUUUUCCCUACUGGCCUUUGGCUGUUUGGCAUCGGCACGGCCCGAGGUUGGGAUUGGCCGGUGCCAUACGUUGGGCUGGGCUUCAUCGGGUUUGGCUAUGGAUGCGCUGGUGACUUGAGUUUGUCUUAUCUUGCAGACUCGUUUCCUGAUAUGGUUCUUGAAGGCAUGGUUGGUGUCGCAGUCAUCAACAACACGCUUGCGAUGGUAUUUACCUUCGUCGCUAGCUUCUGGAUCGACUCCGGUCUGGAAAACUGCUUCAUCGUGCUUGGGGUACUAGGUUUACUGGUUAUGGGGCUGAGCCUACCCAUGGCCAUGUUCGGUAAGCGCACGCGGAGGAGGUUGAGGAAUCGGUACGCAACAUUCAUCCAGAUACGCGAUGGAUUCUCAAGGUAG